Molecule: messenger RNA, 8861 nt
Organism: Nematostella vectensis (starlet sea anemone)
Lineage: Eukaryota; Metazoa; Cnidaria; Anthozoa; Actiniaria; Edwardsiidae
Exons: 24
Coding region: 184-8151 (2655 amino acids)
Biological process (GO): interstrand cross-link repair; replication fork reversal; double-strand break repair via synthesis-dependent strand annealing
Molecular function (GO): 3'-5' DNA helicase activity; four-way junction DNA binding; ATP binding
Source: RefSeq, a predicted model, not a curated record
GGCGCGCCAUUUUGAAGUAAAGCGCGAACAACACGAUCACUUGUUGAAAUCGUCAAUAAAAUGGUUCAAGUUACAGGGUUUUAUUCGAAUUCCAGGUAACCUUAUGGUAUUAUGAUGACUGAGAGUUUAUCCUGUUGGUAAAUAUGUUGUUUGGUUUAACACUUGUGACUAUCUUUACAAAAUAUGAAGAAAUCAGAAGGAAACCAGCGAACGCUGUUUCAAAGUUGGGGAAAAAAAUCGUCCUCAAAUUUUACCCGACCAAAUAGUCCUGGUUGCUCUAGUGCUUACAACCUUGAAGAAGUAAUCGAUCUUAAUGAGGACGAUGAUGAUGGCUUACUUGCUGCGGCUCUUGAAAUGGACUCAAUCGACCCUGGUCCUUCAACGAGUACAAGAUUUCCAAACAAUGUUCCGAGUAACUCAUCAACCUCCACGAAUACAACAUCCAACAGCAUUCCCGUUGAAAUCAUUCCAGGCUUUGAUAUGGAAAGCGGAGACAUCUGGAUUUAUCCAACAAACUACCCUGUCCGAGAUUACCAAUUUAAUAUCGUACAGAAAGCUCUGUACCAGAACAUCAUGGUCACCCUUCCCACUGGUCUUGGAAAGACUUUUAUAGCUGCUGUAGUGAUGUACAACUAUUACAGAUGGUAUCCACAGGGCAAAGUUGUAUUCAUGGCCCCUACUAAACCUUUGGUGGCCCAGCAGAUCGAGGCAUGUUAUCAAAUAAUGGGCAUCCCACAGGCGGAUACAGCUGAAAUGACAGGUAAUAUGGCCCCUACCAAGCGUGAAAACUUGUGGCGGACUAAACGAGUCUUUUUCCUUACGCCGCAAGUGUUGCAAAACGACCUGAGUCGUGGUUCAUGUGCCGCGGCUGAUGUGGUGUUAUUAGUAGUGGACGAAGCUCACAAGGCACUGGGUAACCACUCCUACUGCCAGGUGGUGAGAGAAAUUCUGAGUUACACCACCAACUUCCGCGUGCUUGCUCUCAGUGCAACCCCAGGUGAUGACAUCAAGGCAGUACAGCAAGUACUCACCAAUCUGCUCAUAAGCCAUGUUGAAUUGCGCUCAGAGGACUCCCAAGAUAUCAAGCCCUACACCCACGCACGGACAGUAGAGAAGAUCGUAGUGCCACUAGGUGACCAGAUAGUCAGAGUGAAAACCCAAUAUCUUAAGGUUCUGGACACCAUUGUUGGCAGGCUUUUCUGUAAUCGUGUUGUUUGGCAGAAGGACCCCCUGCGCAUGUCCAAAUUUAUGCUCUUGAGCUGCAGAGAACAAUUCAGGAAGGGUCCAGCUGAGAACAUGAACAGAGCCCAGGUGGGGAGUAUUGAGGGAGACUUUGCCAUGGGGAUAAGCCUGUACCAUGCCUACGAGCUCCUGCAUCAACAUGGAAUCCUGUCAUUCUACAACUUCAUCAAAGGAAUCAUGGAGGGAAGCAAAGGCAUGACUCGUGCCAAGACAGAGCUAAUGAGACAUCAGGAGUUUAUGGGGAUAAUGGAAGACCUCCGUGAGAGCAUUGAGACACCCCUGGAUGAGAUUGCAGACACCAGUGCUCUCUUCUCACAGUUUUCCUCACCCAGUCGUCGCCGCUCCAUGCAGUUCCAGGCAUCUGACCCGCGAUUCAAAAGCCAUCCAAAGCUUCAGAAGCUUGAGGAAAUUGUUGUGGAGCAUUUCAAAAAAUUUGCAGAGUCUACAAGCAAAGGUAGUGAUAAUCUGGGCGAAGUAAAGGGUAAGCCAUCUGUAGACACUCGAGUAAUGAUUUUCUCCCAGUAUCGAGACAGUGUCAAGGAGAUCACAACUAUCCUCUGCCGCCACAAGCCUCUGGUGCGUGUCAUGAGCUUCAUUGGACAGGCAUCUACUGGAAAAAGCUCAAAGGGGCUGUCACAGAAGGAACAGCUUGAGGUCGUGCAUCGUUUUCGUAUGGGUGGCUACAACACGCUGGUUUCUACAUGCGUUGGUGAAGAGGGACUAGACAUCGGUGACGUCGACCUUAUUGUGUGCUUUGAUGCGCAUGCGUCACCUAUCAGGCUUGUACAGCGCAUGGGCAGAACGGGCCGCAAGAGAGAUGGCCGGAUUGUGGUUCUGGUAGCCGAAGGCAAGGAGGAACAGGUGUACAAGAGAAGCCAAUCCAAUAAGAAGUCUAUCCACAAGGCCAUCGUAAAAGGGACUGGCUCCUUUGAUCUAUACCAGGAUAACCCCCGUAUGAUCCCAAAACACCUUACCCCCACAGUGUUUAAGAUGGAGAUGACGGUGGGGAGUUAUGUGGCUAAAGGUAAAAAUAAGCGGAAAUCUGAUGCAAACAAGAGCAGCGGAAAGAUCAAGGCGUUACUCACUAAGGCUGUCACGCCGCCUAGCGUGACGUCACGCAAGGAUGACGGGCUGCUGUCGUAUGGGGAACUGAUGUAUUGGCAAGAGAACUUCAAGCUCAAAGGGUGCGAGGCUGGGACUACACCCAAGGCAGCAGUCAGGCGCAGAUCUUCAGAUUCGCCAUCAGUUGCCAGGAGAAGGUCAUGUGACCCUGUCGAGCCCGCUGUCAAACCGCUGUCUCUAACAGAGUGGAUGGCAUGGCAGUCAGCACCCUCCCCAGUCCUCCUCGUCUCGCACUCGCGGCGCACCAAGCACUUGGUUGAGAUCCUGGAAUUCAUUGAAUUACACGGAAGUGACGUCAUAGGGGAAGACGACUCUUACGAUGCGGAAAUGAGGUCUUUCCUGGACCCUAACGACCUUCCUGGAAAUGACUCGAGGGAAGACAUUGUGUCUGGCCAAGAUGGUGAUGGUGCAGAAGCCCGUAACGCAAAGAGUGAUAAAAGAAUAAGUACAAAGCAGAGACGAAUAGUGAUUAAAGACGACGAUGCUGAAGAGCUGGAUGUUGUACGACAAGAGCGUGGGACUGAAUCGGCAGAGAAACUCAAAGAAUCCAAGCCAAAGGAGAAAGCUAAGAAAAAGAGAUCUAUUGAUAAGAAGCGCGUAUCUCCAGUCGAACGAAAGGCCAGAUGGAAAGAAUAUCUUGAGAAAUUUGAAAGAGAUGAUGACUUUGAAGCAUCACUUGAUCAUGAGAAUCAUAUCGCGGUAGACGUCCAAGAUAGUCUUGAUUUUGGGGGGCCUGCCGAUGAGCACGGCGUAAAGAACCAUGCAGAAAUCAUCUAUGAAACCAACGUUCCCGCGGCUAGGACAGCACGAUGGCUUAGUUGUGAUAAGGAGGGUACUUUAAAGGACGUAAAAUCGACUGUAUCUAGCUGUCAAGAUUCUGAUGACGAUCUCGGACCAUUAUCACAGCUAUUGCCAUCCUCGACUCCACAGGUUAAACCUGCAGUGAACCAGCGCCUGCAGAGACACGCUACGGAUGUCCCCACUCCACCAUCGCUAGACGAUCUAGACUUCUCGUUUUCCCCGAUUAAAUCCUCAGGGUUAUCAGACAGGAAACGAAAAGAUGUUACUCCACAAAGACGUGCUAGUAAAGUUCCAAAGCUUCUUCCAAUUAACGAUUCUAGUAAGUCAGCAAGAGGGAAUAAAUCCAGACUAAUAGAUGGGAAUGACUCGGAUUUUUGCUCACGAGAAAUUUCCUUUCCGGAGUCUCCGCCAAUGAUUCCUGAAUCAAUGGAUUUCGAGGUUGAACCGGAAUCCACGCUAGGUAGGGGAAAUUCGAAAAUUGACGCUAUUAGCCAAAUGGCAGCAAACCAAAAAAUUAAAACAACGAAAUUGUCUGAUGUAGGCAAUGAUAUAGAGCAAGAAAAACAGCCUCGUAAUACGCCAAAGUUGAAUAAUUCAGACGAUCUUCUUGGUGAUGUGAACAUGUCAUCAUCGUCCUUACCAAGUGAUGCUGAAUUUAACGAGUUCCACCCCUGGAUAGUAGACAAUGUUAGAAAAUUACCUCCCCCUGGAUCACCACCAUUAUUACCAGAUGACAAAGAGCUAAAAGAUAUUCAUGGACCUAACCCUGGGACAGUGGGGCCAAGUAGCAAGCAACUCCCCCCUGAAUCGUCAACCCUGUUGGAUGAGCCAUGCUUUGACCUGGGAAUAAUGACGUCACCUCAAGGGAACGUCGAUAAUGACGAUUUGAGCAUGGUGUUUGGUGAUGAUAGUAUUUUGAUGGAGGCAUUUGACAUUGAUAUAGACGAUAGGAAAGCUUCUCCAGAUCAUAGAAACGAUCAGAUCGAUACAAAACGCUGUUACGCGAUAAAUGAUUUAAAAAAAGGGAGUAAAAACAAAAGUACAAAUACUACAGCACAAACUGGUUCCAACGUAGUGUUGAAUACAAAUAUAAUUAGGAAUGAAAAAGCAUGCACAAAGGGUAUCAAGACGAAGGACAAAAGUAUCAAAUCCAGUAUUGAACAUUCGAUUAGUUUAUUAAGUGCGUUUGAAAGGACAAAUAAGAGCGACGAAGUCUCUACUUCAAAAGACAGGGUCGCUGAUACUCAUGUCUCUGCUCCUGAGAAUUCAACGUCUCGUAACAAAACCGUGCAUCAAGACAAAAGCCUGCGUGACUUAGAGAGAGUAUCUGACACUCUAGUCAGUGUUCCUGAGAAUUCAAAGUCUUGUAACACAAUCAUGCAUCAAGACAAAAGCCUGCGUGACUCGGUGGAUGUUGAACAUAUGUAUCCGGAAUCUCGUGAAUCAGGGAAUGUUAAACAAAAGAAGCCUUUCAAACUGAAACUAAAGCGAUCUCCUGGUAAAGUAAAACAACCUGUGACGGGGCAAGAGCAGGUGCCCCUUGAGAGCGCAAAUGACUCAACUGUUAAUAGUGUAGUUGAUGCUCAAGCUCAAAGUAAAUCUUCUAGUUUGCCAGCUCAUAAACAGCGGCUAAAUGUACCGGCAAGUGUAGACAACAACUUGGGCCGUCAUCCCAGUCCUAAAAGCGCAGACCUUUUUCCUGAAUCCCCUUGUAGGGAAAGGCUAUCCAAGAAGGAUAACAUAUCUGAUGAAGAUUCACCAAUUAUUCGCAAGCCCACGAAGAGCGCACAAAGUAUUAUUUUUCCUGAAUCCCCAUGCCAAAGAGAAGGGCUAUUGGAGAAGGAUAUCACAUCAGAUGUCGACUCCCCUAUUAUUCGGAAGCGCGGUAAAGGCGCAUUAAAGAAAUUAUUACUAGAAAGUCCUGCACUGUGUCAAUCACCCAAUCACACCGAUGCCGACUCACCUAUUGUUGGCAGACGCUUGAAGGCAAAAAUCUCUAAUGGGAAUGUCGUAGCGAUAGCAGAGAGUGAAGACGAUGAGGAUGCACCGGCGGCCAAUAAUAAGGUUAUUGCUGGUAAAGAUUUAAGUAAGAAGUCUAAUAAUGCUGUCAAUACUGCCUAUGAUGAUGAUGAAGAUGAUGAUGACGAUAAGGUGAUGGUGCAAAGGCGCCUGAAGCCUGUUGGCAAGGCUAGUAUUUACAGACGGACCAUCUUGUCGAGUCCAGCUGCUACGAGUCCAACACAUGAUAAUGAAAGAAAAAAGAAGAAGUUUGCUCAGGUCAUCGACUCUGGAAGUGAAGAUGAAUUCGAAUGCGAUUAUACGAAAGCAUGCAACCCAAAAAAGCAAGAGAAGGUGGAAGAAGCGGACAGACGAAUGAAGAAGAAAGAGUCUUUUCAGAUAAAGCAGCGGCAUAAGCCAGCCAGAGCACAACAUGGCCAACCAAAACGAUCUAAGAAAAUGCACACAUACCGUCUGAACCACUUCAUUGAUGAAGAAGCUGAGCUCUCGGGAAGCGACAUUGACCAGUACUCUUCUGACGAAGACGUGGACGGGUACAGCGAGUUUGACAGCUUUAUUGACGACUCCACUCAGAGGACCCAGGUGACGCCCUGUCCCCAAAGGAGACACCAGAGCCCGGGGGUGGACAUGCACGCCGUGUACCGCCAGUCGCUUUUUAGCCCUGUUGGAAGACUGUUGAACUUCAAGACUCCCAUGUAUCAUAGGCAGAAGAAUAGAUACAAAAUGAAGUACAACGUGGGACGAAAGCGAACUGACUCGUCGUCCGAGGCAGAAGAGACAUGGGAGCGUGAGAGUGAACAAGAUGGUGAGGGGAGCGACGUGAGCGGGCCUGGGACAAGUAGCGAGAAUGAGCAAGAGCCUGGGACAAGUAGCGAGAAUGAGCAAGAGCCUGGGGCGAGAAGCGAUGAUGAGGAAGAGCCUGGGACGAGUAGCGAAAAUGAGCAAGGAUUUCGUGAAGCCAGCCAAAUAAGAAGGGCCAGAAAGCGUGUUAAAAGGAAGCGGAUAAAAGUCCUGGAUGAGAGUACGGAGGAGACGCCACCCAAGAUUAGCAAAGUGUGUGGCACCCCUGUCAUCGAGCCCCAGGGAACACACCGACAACGCUCUUCGACUACAGUCACUUCACCCGGAACUCGUCUGUUGGAGCCGCCUGAGAUAAAUCGGGCUGCCUCAGUACCAGGAACAAGUAGCAAUGAUGUCAGAUCCAAAACUGCCAACAUGACUCCCUCGUCGUCACCUUUGGGGUAUCGUGAUGGUGUAUUUCGAGCUGACAAUGACAAGAGCUCCUUCAGUAAAGUCAAUUCCAGGAGGGGUCCUUUGACUGUGACGUCACCUAUUCGACAUCAAAAUGAAGGAUAUGGGAAUGUUACAACUGCAGAAUGUAGUGACAAUGAUAAACCUUCGUUUGUUAAACCAAGAACCAAAAGCUGGACCUUCAAGUCUAGUCAAGCAAAGGACAAUCCACGAGUCCCGGGACAUUUGGAUCAAACUAAAGGGAACUGUGGGGGAGUGGGUGGGGAUGUACUUGGGGAGGGUGAGUGGGAAGACGAUUUAGAUGAUCUUGACCUUUUGGAUGCUUUGGAAGCUGAUGACAGUAAGACGUCCUCUGGAGCAGCUCCACUUAUGGCCAGUUCAUCAGAGCGGCGUGAGUCGAAGGAGAUCGCCUUGGCGAUGACGGCGACGGAUGAUGACUUUACCAUGGAGAUGAGUGACAUGCCGACUUUUUCGCUGGAUUUCGACUUUGACCAGCAACAGGAAGUUAAUGCGGUAGACAAAGGUGUGAAUCAAAGCGCUUGUCAGUCACUGUCAAAUGGCCUGUCAACGUUUGCUAAACCCUAUGGAUACGGCAGCUCCUCAAAUACCACGAUAGCGACAAAGAAACCGUUAUUAAGUAAUAGAACUUUCAAGCCGCCUAAGGCCUCGAAAGACAUUCAAAAUGAAAGCUUUACGAAAAUUCGACCCCAAACAGGGAACAAUACAAACAACAAUGAAAAUAUUCCGUUAAAGACUGCACGGAAUUUUACGUCAGAUUCAGACGCUGUUAGACCACAUGAUUUUUCAGAUACAGGAGUUACUCCCACUUCACGCGAACUUCGAGCGCAAUCAAACUCUCUACUAAAAAACCCCUUUAAAUAUUCGCCCUUGUCAAACACGUGCAUCGAAUCAGAAUCAGAGAGGAGCUUGGGCACCAGUGUUACGGCGCCCUCACGAGCCAGCGCACAUCCAGCGGUUGUACCAAAUAAAAGCAUUAUUGCAAGAAGUCCUUCUGGACUGUCGUUCAGCGAGAAAAAUAAAGACAAGCUUGUUAUUUUGGUGGACACGAAAGAAAUAUCAAACUCGCAGGUAGUUUCUCAGCUCCGUCUCAAACAAAACAUGCGCGUAGAAGUAUGUCAGCUGACCAACUGUGACUAUGUAGUAAGCAACAGGAUGGCUGUGGAACGCAGGCUCGUAUCAGACGUGGCUAAUGGUGCGAACUCGGCAAAGCUUGUGUCGCGCAUGCGACUCCUGUGUACCCUCUACGACAGACCAUGUAUCAUCAUAGAGAAGGACCGCGUAAGGCCAGGCGAACAGGAGCGCAACAAUAGCCGAAGUACGGCAUAUUUCAGCACUCUCUCGUCCAUCGCGCUCACCCAUAUAAAGAUCCUUUACAGCGACAGUCAAGAGCACACAGCGUUCCUAUUAUCAGAGCUUGCUUUGGUAGAGGCGAAGAAGAAGGCUGCAAUAGUAGCGCCACUUAGCAACAUGUCAAAUGAAACAGAAAAGAUGUUCCGCUUUCUCCUCACCAUUCCAAUGGUUAACUAUGCUACCGCUCUGUGCCUGUCUUUGAAGUACAGGAACCUUCGCCACCUGAUCCACAGUUCCACCGCCGAGUUACAGAGCACGACAAGUCAUCUCAUAGCUACGCGAGCGCAGGAGAUAUACGCCUAUCUGCGACACAGUUUCAACACUGGCAUGUUGGGAAGCAAGUAAGAAGCGACACCGCUGGUGAGACGUAAGGGUGGUACAAACACAUUUUGAUAUGCCAGGGAAUAGCUAGUUUUAAUAUCUAAACGAUUGACUGUUUAAAUGGAUUUAAAGUAGCCAUGGCUAUAAAAGAAGCUAGUCCCAGGGCUGCGUGAUAAGAACGGUUUAUCCCUCGUCUUUCAGUCCCCUUGCAAGCAAAGAUGAUAAGCGAGGGCACUGCAGUAUACAUAUAUAUAUACACUUAUUUCGAAUAAGGUUGCAUGUGACGCGUAUUAUCAGCUGAAUCCUUGUACCUGAAAGUCAUGUGAAGAAUGUUCAUAAGAAUGUAAACAAGAACUUUACAGCAUUGGAAACCUGUAUUUGUAUUUUAUUUGCGCUUAUUUGCUUAUUUACUUGAUACCCACGAAGCACUGCGGGUUACGAUACACAGAUUUUUCCGAGUGCAGCCUCAUUUGAAAUAGCUGUACAUAUACAUCUCAUACAGCCGGAAAACUACCCUAUUCUGUGAGGUAAUUUCGUAGAUUGUGUUUUGCUAUGUUGAGAUUUGUUAGGAACGGAAGAGAGAAGUUGUGUGAUCAAUGUUGAAUCAAUGGAUGAAAAAAAUGAAUCAAUCUAUUCAUACAGAAAACAAUAAUCAAUUUAUAUAUAAUAGCAGUAUUAUAACAAAAAUUAUCAAUAAGGAGAAAUCUGUAAAUAAAUGUAUGAAAUAUUUGAAA